This is a messenger RNA of Schistosoma curassoni, 2778 nucleotides long. The record is from the annotation of a GenBank genome assembly. NCBI's taxonomy places the organism in Eukaryota, Metazoa, Platyhelminthes, Trematoda, Strigeidida, Schistosomatidae.
CUAGCCAUUGCGCUCAGUUCGUAUAGUUGCGGAACAUAGCACCUAUCUUAACUUCUAAACUAUGUCUUUGAAACAGGCCGUUGCCAAAAAAUUGAUGGAUGAAAUAAUUAUCCCCUUGAGAAAGCCUAAAGAUUGGAAAGUUCUCGUUCUGGAUCGAUUAGCCACUAGAAUUGUAUCUUCGUGUUGUAAGAUGCAUGAGAUAAUGAAUAACGGCAUAACAUUGGUUGAAGACAUUUUUAAGAAAAGGGAAGUGCUGCCGAUUGAGGCAAUAUACUUGAUCACUCCCACAGAUGAAUCUUUAAAACUUCUAAUGGAGGAUUUUCAAGGGUCCCAGAGUCAAUAUCGUUAUGCCCACGUCUUCUUCACCGAAGCUUGCCCAGAUGAGCUGUUCAACCGGCUUUGCCAGUCGAAUUCUGCCAUAUUUUUAAAAACGCUUAAAGAAAUCAACAUAGCUUUUCUACCAGUUGAAUCUCGAGUCUUUUCGUUGGAUUCACCCAUGAGCUUUCAAUAUUACUUCAAUCCAGUAGCCAGACAACAGGGUUCGGGACAACAACUUGAGCGAAUCGCUGAACAGAUUGCAACGUUGUGUGCCACAUUAGGUGAAUAUCCCGUUAUUCGUUACCGCACUCAGUUUGAAAGGAACGCCGAGUUCGCGCAGUUAGUUCAACAAAAAUUGGAUGCAUACAAAGCGGACGAUCCUCAAAUGGGCGAGGGUCCACAAAAAGAAAGAAGUCAAUUGAUUUUACUUGACCGGGGAUUCGAUCCUAUCUCACCUAUUUUACAUGAACUCACUUUCCAAGCCAUGGCUUACGACUUACUGGCAAUUGAAAAUGAUGUUUACCGUUACAUCAACACAUCAGGUCCUGAGGAACGUGUUAAAGAAAUUAUCUUGGAUGAAACUGAUGAGCUUUGGUGUGAACUUCGUCAUCAACACAUAGCAGUCGUUUCACAACAGGUUACUAGCAAAUUGAAAAAGUUCGCUGAAGAUAAACGUAUGGUUAACGCAGGCGAUAAAACUACAAUGCGUGAUUUAAGUCAAAUGUUAAAAAAAAUGCCUCAAUAUCAAAAAGAGUUAUCCAUGUAUUCAACACAUUUUCAUUUAGCUGAGGAUUGUAUGCAAACUUAUCAAAAUCAUGCUAAUAAACUAUGUAAAGUCGAACAAGAUUUAGCCAUGGGUACUGAUGCAGAAGGUGAACGAGUCAAAGAUCAUAUGCGUACAAUGGUUCCUAUUUUAAUUGAUCAGUCAGUUUCAGCAUAUGAUAAACUUCGUGUGAUUCUUUUGUAUGUUAUACAACGGGGCGGUAUAAAUGAAGAAAAUUUAGCUAAAUUAGUUCAACAUGCUCAAAUCCCUUCAUCACAGGCGUGUAUUGUGCGUAAUUUGAUGCAUUUAGGAGUUCCUGCUAUCCAGGAUGCUUCAGGAGCUGUAAGCAGUUUUUUCUCUAAAAAUAAAGCUUCUACUAAACUUCCGAAUUACUACUUAUAAAUAGUGUACUAACAUUUUUGUUUAUGCACUUUUUUAAUUACUUGUUUAAGAGAUAGAUUGAUUUAGAUUUUCAACUUGAUAGAUUGGGUAAUGUAGAAAUGUUUAGUAAACUUUGUUCGAAACCAGGAAAUGGAUGUCAGCUGCGAAGACUUAUAAUCUCUCGGAAUAAUCACUUCUACCCAGUUUAUAUUUCAGUCGGUUCUGCACACUGGAGCACAUGAAAUUAAUUACUUUCCAUGCUGGUAUAGGGAGGCGUAAACUUCCUCAGCCUUAUUUGCCUGCUAAUCGACGUCAACGGGAGGAUGGUCCACGAUAUCAAAUGUCUCGAUGGACACCUUAUAUCAAAGAUCUUAUGGAGGAUGCUGCUGAAGAUAAAUUGGAUCCGAAAUUAUUUCAGUACUUUGGUGGUGGCCCUGUUCGUGGUCCUGGAACGCGUACAGGAAAUGCACCAAUGUCUGCAAGAUAUGGAAUGUGGCAUCGGGAUAAAAGUCAACAACCACGUUCUGGACCUAGACUAAUAUUCUUUGUAAUCGGUGGAAUAUCCUAUUCAGAAAUCCGUUGUGCAUAUGAAUUAAUGAAUACUGCGCUAGGUAAACAAUGGGAUAUUAUCGUUGGUGGUACCCAUAUACUCGUGCCGGAAGCAUUCUUAAAGGAUUUGGAGAAACUGUCUUAUCCACCAGGGACAGCGCCUCCAUUGGUUAGCAGUGGGACAUCAGUUAUUGUAGGUGCUGGUGGGGAACCAGUGUGAAAUCAGUAUACCCCAUGAAUGAUUUAUAUUUCAAUAUGUAAUUCACAAGAGAUUGCAAGAGAUUUCCUUAUGAUUUCCACUGAAUAACAACUUUAUUUACUUAUAUUGAUUUAUCUUUCGUCGCACACUUCUUCGUUAGUCAAUAUCAUUUCAUUGAUGCUGAUGAUUAUAAUUGUUACUAUUAAUAUUACUAUUAUUGCCAACAAGAACUUCAUUUGUGUUUAGCACUUCACCUAAUCACUCACAACAUUCCUCAUACGCUCAACUCUUGAGCGUAUUUUCUUGUUCUCUAUCGACGUUUUUCCUCAUUUCCUUCCUCAUACACACAUACGCAAUCCCCUACAGAUCAUUGAUUUAAUGUCAGCAGAAAACAUGACCAGCUUUCUUUAUCUACGUUUAUUUAAUUAUUUAUUGGUUUGUUCAUGUUGUUUUUGAUAUUUGCUUAUUUAUUACUUCCUCUAAUUUUCUAUAUCAUAUAUAUACAUAGUUAUUAAAUUAGUAUUGUUCAUAGAAUUUUUGUGUCAAUACUACGUGCAUUUGUCAAUGA